Molecule: messenger RNA, 1683 nt
Organism: Fonsecaea multimorphosa CBS 102226
Lineage: Eukaryota; Fungi; Ascomycota; Eurotiomycetes; Chaetothyriales; Herpotrichiellaceae
Exons: 4
Coding region: 1-1683 (560 amino acids)
Biological process (GO): DNA-templated transcription
Molecular function (GO): zinc ion binding; DNA binding
Source: RefSeq, a predicted model, not a curated record
AUGACUUUAUCGAGAGACCCGUUUCCAGUCACCGCGCGUCCAUCACCUUGGUGGGAAGUCAAAAUACUCAAACCCACAACUUCAGGAGAUACCGUCUUCGGCCACUUGUCCCUGGUGGACGUCUUUUUUCUCACCAGGCUCAAGAACAUUCUCUACUUCCCAGAGACGUCCGUGGCCUAUGAUUUCUUCCUCGCUUUUAGAGAUCACGUAUUGCCAACGUGCCCCGUCAUAGACCGGUGCGAAAUGACGAAAGUCUACGAUUCGUUCUGUAGUGGUCAUGUCACCUCUCCCCUGCUUAUAAACUCGAUCUUCUUUUCGUCAUCGCAAUAUGUCUCUCAAGAAUCGCUGACAAAGGCUGGUUUUGACUCACCCCACGAAGCAAAGGAAUAUUUCUAUGAACGCACAACCAUGCUCUACGCUCUAAACUGCGAACAUGACCAACUCAAAAUUAUUCAAGCCCUCCUCUUCAUCAGUACAUGGUGGUCCGAUUUUAGCGAGGAGAAGGGGACGAAAUACUGGAUAUCGUGCGCAGCGAACCUAGCACUGAGCAUGGGUCUCCACAAAGCUGUGCCAGUUGCUGCACGUCUCAGUCAACAGGAAAGAUCCAUAUGGCGGAGAGUCUUCUGGACAGUCUAUAGCAGAGACUGCAAUGUCUCGAUAGCCAUGGGCCGUCCCCUUGCGAUCCAUAGCAAAGAAAUCGACGUUGAAGAGCUGAGCGACGCAGAUUUCUACGAAGGACAGGAUGAAAUUUGUCAUGAUCGACCCUCCGCUUCUCAUGGCAAGGGCCGGCUGGACUUCACGAUAUACUCGAAUGUACAUGUCUUCUACGCCGUCAAAACUGCUCGCCAGUCCGCCUUGCUGACCCAAGCAACGUCUAUUAGUUUGGAAAUGGCUCUUGGAAGCGAGGAGGCCGUCAAAGCGCUGGUUACAUGCAAAAAUGAUACCACGGCAUUACGUGCGGAGCUAUCGGACUAUCUACUUCGCCGAUUCGAUGCUGAGACCAACGAUGAGAUUCUGACCCGUACGGAGAAGCUUUGGAUCAUCUUUCUACAGUUGAGCACCGAACGGACCUUGUCAGUCGCUUGUCUCUUUCUACGGAGGCACAUUGAACGCUGUGAAUCGUGGCACGGAUCUCUCAGUUUGUCCGAUGUCAAAGCUGAGAUGGUCCGAGCCGCUGCCAGGACAUUAAACAUCUAUGAAGAGCUCUUGGAGCUUGGUUGCCUGAGAUAUUCCCCCAACUUUGUAAACACGCCCAUUUUCGGUGCCAUGGUCACGUACACCGAACUCAUCAAAGAAGCCCAAGAAGAAGGCCGGGUCAACAGAAUCGCAACAAACAAGUACCAGCUAGGAAUCAUGAUUCUGGAAGAAUUGGAGCAGCUUUGGCCUGCUUCGGCUUGGGCAUGUUCGUUGUUCAAAAUCCUAGCCGACAAAGAUUUCCUCCGUCUCCGGAAACUACCACACGCUUCGCGAUGGCAAACUCCCGAUCCUACCGGUGAAGUAUUGGAAACUACGAUUAGCCCCGACGGCCCCUCGGGUGGCGAGUCAGCAUCCGGGUUUAACACAUUGCAGGAUCUAAGUCCUUUUUUCAACAACAUCAACACGCCCAGCGCCCUCGAUGCGAUGUUUUCCAAUGACCUGUUUGAUCCGCAAAUGUGGUAUGCUGCGGCGCAGGCCUCCCCAUGA